Schistosoma intercalatum is the source of this 2631-nucleotide messenger RNA. The record is from the annotation of a GenBank genome assembly. NCBI's taxonomy places the organism in Eukaryota, Metazoa, Platyhelminthes, Trematoda, Strigeidida, Schistosomatidae.
AUGAUGAUGAUGAAUACAACUAGAACUGAAGAAGUUCAUCAAUAUCAUCAAAAUAUAAUAAACAAUGAUACUCUGGAUGAGAUCAAUAAUAUUGAUCCUUCAAAUAAAAUCAAUUCACCUAAUACAUCAUUAUCUUUUACAUAUACUUCCACAAUGAAAUCUCCUUUAUUGAAUCAUGAAGAUUCUAUAUAUUCUACAUUAAUUCCUUCACUAUCAUCAAGAGUACAAACGAAAUCAUCAAUAACAAGUUUACCAUGUACAUCAUGUCCGAUAUCUUUAUCCUCAUCGUCGUCAUCAUCGUCGUCGUCAUCGUCAUCAUCAUCAUGUUGUUAUUAUUCAAUAUCACCUUCCAUUUCAUCUAAUUGUAAUAAUAAUAAUCCUAUAAAUACCACAGAUGAUUACAUUCAGCCUUAUCAACACAAUCAUCAAAUGAUUACAUCAUCAUCAUCAUUUAAUCAGUACAAUAUGAAUGAUAAACAUUUAGCCAAUACAUUUCAAUCUAAUCAAUAUGAUACUCAACCAUAUUAUAAUAAACUAUGGCAACAAUCUAAUGAAACAUUCAAUGAGGAUACAUAUGAUAAUACUAAUAAUCAAUUGAAUAGAUUACAAGCAUGGUUAAAACAUCCUUUUGAUGAAUAUAAUAAUAUAAGAUGGAAUUCACAAUUGUUAUGUAAUACAAUGAAAACAUCAAAAGGAUCAUAUUCUACAAAUUCCGAAUCGAUAUUAACAAUCCCACCAACCAUAUCGACAGUAGGAACAAAAAAUGGAAUCAUAUUCAAUCCAUUAGAAUCAUCAUCAUCAUCAUCAUCAAUCUCUCCCAACACUAUUGAAUGUAUCAAUAUGAAACCCAUCAGUAAUAACAAUAAUAUAGAACACUUUAAUGAUUGUGAAUUAAAACAAUAUCAGAAUAAUCAUCGACAAAAUACCCUAUUUAAUCAACCACAACAUUCACAUCAUAGUUAUAAAUUUAUUAAAUCAUCAUUUGACUACUUAAAUAAUAAUAAAAGUAGUAAGCAAAUAUUGAAUACAGAAGAAACCAAUAUGAAAUUAACGAAUAAAACAGAAUCAUAUCAACGUACAAUGAAAUAUAAUAAUGGACAUAUUAAAAAACCAUUAAAUGCAUUUAUGUUAUUUAUGAAAGAAAUGCGUUCACAAGUAAUAGCUGAAUGUACAUUAAAAGAAUCUGCUGCAAUUAAUCAAAUAUUAGGUAGAAAAUGGCAUGCAUUAUCUAGUGAAGCACAAGCAAAAUAUUAUAAAUUAGCUAAACAAGAAAAAGAAUUACAUCAACGUUUAUAUCCUGGUUGGUCAGCUAGAGAUAAUUAUGCUACACAAGUAAAACGACGUAGUCGUGCUACUAAAAUGAAUCGUACUAUAAUGACAACAACAACAACAACAACAACGACGAUGACAACGACAACGACGACGACAAUCAUGAAGACAUCAACAACAAUACCUACAAUAGUAACAAAUUCUACUAUACUCGGUAACAAUUACCAUUUACAUAAAAUACAUUCUUCAUAUGUUAACCCUGAAUUAUGGUGUCCGGUUAAUCAUAAUAAUAAUAAUAACUAUCAUACAAAUAACAAUGACAUUUAUAAUGAUAAUAAUAAUUGUAAUUACAUGCAACAAGCCUUAGAUACAAAUCUUCAACAUGAAUACAUGACAUCAAAUGGAUUAUGCCAUUCAACUGUUCCUUUGAAUAAAAUCGAUACAACGACAACAACAACAACAACUACUACUACUAAGACAACAUCAGAUUAUGAACGAUUGUAUAGUUUGAAUCAAUCCACUACAUUCCCAUAUUCACAGUUUAAUAAUAAUAAUCUAAGUUAUCGUAAUCUAUUAACAUUGAAUAAUUCAACAGAAUUGAAUACCAUUCAAUCUUCUAGUAUAAAUCCAUAUUCUCAAUUACAAUCUAUGAAUAAGUCAAUGAAAGUUGAUUAUGCAAUAGAUUCAUUAAUGGAUUUAAAUUAUGAAUCUGACAUUCAUUCAAACGAUCAUUCAAAAGAUCUAAAUUUUUCAUUGAAAUAUUCAAAUAAAUAUGAUAAAGUACCAACAUCAUCAAUUAACUCUACAAUAGAUCCACUUCAUAUAACAAAAGAUUCAUUAUAUCCUCCUACAGAUAGAAGAAAUGAUUCUGAAUUCAAUACUACUACUACUACUAAUACAUUACACCAUUUAUGGUUAGAUAAUGAAUCUAUUCAACAAGAGAUUCAUUCAUCUUAUCCAUGUUGUUCAACGUAUUAUUUAGGAUUUUAUUCAACAAAUGAUUAUUUAACAUCACAAUUUACCGAUACAUUACAAUAUUAUAAUACAAAAACAAAUUUAAUUGAUUAUGAUUAUACUACUGAAAUACAACAACAGAAUAAUAAUUAUUUAACAAAUACAUCUUAUUUACAAUAUAAUAAUAAUAAUCAAAAUAAAGAAUCUAUGAAAUAUUUGAAUAUAGAUCCUUAUAAAGUUCCUGAAAUGAUACAUGAACAUGAUACCAUUUCAUCUGGAACCUCUAGUCAAAUGAAUGAUAAUGAUCAUCAUCAUCAUCAUCAUCACCGUCAACAUCAAGAUCAUCAUCAUAAUGAUAUAUUCAUGACUUCAAAUGAAUCAUUAUUAACCAAUCAUGAAUAUACAUAA